This is a messenger RNA of Mus pahari (shrew mouse), 3440 nucleotides long. It is a transcript of the gene Nprl3, whose product is annotated as NPR3 like, GATOR1 complex subunit. The record is from RefSeq and is a predicted model, not a curated record. The transcript has 12 exons. Gene Ontology annotation, cellular component: GATOR1 complex. The coding region runs from base 396 to 1745 and encodes 449 amino acids. NCBI's taxonomy places the organism in Eukaryota, Metazoa, Chordata, Mammalia, Rodentia, Muridae. Gene Ontology annotation, biological process: TORC1 signaling; cellular response to amino acid starvation; negative regulation of TORC1 signaling.
GGCAUGCGCGGGGGCCGUGGCGCGCCGCUCGGCGAAAUCUCGCGAGAGUGAGCGCCGAGGCCGAGGCACCGGCUUCCUCUGUGUCGCCGCGGGCCCGGCGCCUGCCUUCGGCUUGGGCCGUACCCACGCGAGCUCCUCUCAGGCGCACGCCCGGGCUCCCGCAGGAUGGGGGACAAUACCAGCCCCAUCAGCGUGAUCCUGGUGAGCUCGGGCAGCAGGGGCAAUAAGCUGCUCUUCAGGUACCCCUUCCAGAGGAGCCAGGAGCACCCCGCGUCCCAGACAAAUAAACCACGUAGCAGAUACGCUGUCAACAACACUGGAGAACAUGUUGAUGACCAGGAUGGUGACUCCAGGUCUCCAAAACAGAUCCAUCUCCAAAGCGGGAAGCUCCGACCAUGAUUCUUUUUAAUGUGGUAUUUGCACUGAGGGCCAAUGCUGACCCAUCAGUGAUAAACUGUCUACACAACUUGUCCCGCCGAAUUGCUACUGUCCUGCAGCAUGAGGAGCGCCGCUGCCAGUACCUCACUCGAGAGGCCAAGCUGAUCCUAGCACUUCAGGAUGAGGUGUCUGCUGUGGCUGAUGCAAAUGAAGGUCCUCAGUCCCCAUUCCAGCACAUCCUACCCAAGUGCAAGCUGGCUCGGGACCUCAAAGAAGCUUAUGACAGCCUGUGCACAUCUGGUGUGGUACGGCUUCACAUUAACAGUUGGCUGGAAGUGAGUUUCUGUCUGCCCCACAAGAUCCACUAUGCAGCUUCAAGUCUGAUCCCUCCUGAGGCUAUUGAACGGAGCCUGAAAGCCAUCCGCCCGUACCAUGCCUUGCUACUUCUCAGUGAUGAGAAGUCUCUGCUGAGUGAGCUUCCCAUUGACUGCUCCCCGGCUCUGGUGCGGGUGAUCAAGACCACGUCUGCUGUGAAGAACCUGCAGCAGCUAGCCCAGGAUGCUGAUCUGGCCUUGCUGCAGGUCUUCCAGCUGGCAGCUCACCUGGUAUACUGGGGCAAGGCUGUCAUCAUCUACCCAUUGUGUGAGAACAACGUCUAUGUCCUGUCUCCCAAUGCCAGUGUGUGUCUGUACUCCCCACUAGCUGAACAGUUCUCCCGCCAGUUCCCGUCCCAUGACCUGCCAUCUGUCCUGGCCAAGUUUUCCUUGCCUGUUUCUUUAUCGGAGUUCAGGAGCCCUCUGGCUCCCCCUGCACAGGAGACCCAGCUCAUCCAGAUGGUGGUGUGGAUGCUGCAGCGCCGGCUCCUCAUCCAGCUGCAUACCUAUGUUUGCCUAAUGGCCUCACCCAGCGAAGAGGAGCCCCGACUGCGAGAGGAUGAUGUCCCCUUCACAGCCAGAGUUGGUGGCCGCAGCCUCAGUACACCCAAUGCUCUAAGCUUUGGCUCCCCAACCAGCAGUGACGACAUGACCCUUACCAGCCCCAGUAUGGACAACUCAAGUGCUGAGCUGCUCCCCAGUGGGGACUCGCCACUGAACAAGCGGAUGACAGAGAACCUGCUGGCCAGCCUCUCGGAGCAUGAGCGGGCUGCUAUCCUCAACGUGCCUGCAGCCCAAAACCCUGAGGACCUCCGCAUGUUUGCCAGGCUCCUUCACUACUUCCGUGGCCGCCACCAUCUGGAGGAGAUCAUGUACAAUGAGAACACACGGCGCUCCCAGCUGCUCAUGCUCUUUGACAAAUUCCGCAGCGUGCUGGUGGUGACCACCCAUGAGGACCCCGUUAUUGCCGUCUUCCAGGCACUGCUCACAUGAGCCCGGGCAACAUGCCUGUGUGGAUGGAAACAACCUCCCUUCUGCCGCAGAGUUCCUGACUGGCCUUAGGAUAGGCAGCUCCAGCCUGGUCAGUCACAGCUAUGGGGCAGCCAUUGUUGGGCUUUGUGUUUUUCUUGAGACCUCAUACUUGCUAUGUAGUUAAGGUUGACCUUGAACUCCUGACCCUCCUGCCUCUGUCCUCCAAGUGCUAUGGUCACAGAUGUGUGCCAUCAAUAUCACUUUUAAAAAAAUAUAUGUAUUUUUAUUUAUGGUUUUGUGUGUUGUGUGCCCUCAGAGGUCAGCAGAAAGCGUGCCUUGGAGGUAGAGUUACAGAGGUUGUGAGCCAUAGGGUGUGGGGCUGGGAAUAGAGCAGAAGAGCAGGAAGCACUGUUAGCCAUUGCUCUCUCUCCUACCCACCAGUCUCCCUCUUCAAUCUGGUCCUUAUGGCAGCUUAACCCUGCUGAGCUGGAGAAGGGCUUCCAGGGUGGGUCGGUUUUAUUUUAAAGAUGUAUUUAUUUAACAUAUGUGAGUACACUGUUGCUGUCUUCAGACACCAGAAGAAGGCAUUACAUGCCACUACGGAUGGUUGUGAGCCACCAUGUGGUUGGUGGGAAUUGAACUAGGGACCUCUGGUUAAGAGCAGUCAGUGCUCUUAACCACUGAGCCAUCUCUCCAGCCCCCAGGAUGUGUCUUCAGAGUCUAAGUCCUUUCUUUAUACACAUACAGGUUAUGUCCUUCUCAUCCCUUUCUGGCCGGCCCCUUGUGGAGCUGCCGUAGAGAGUGUCUAAACACGCUUGUUCAGUUCAUUCUGUUCCUAGGUGUAUACACCUGCACGUUGAUGUUCUUCCUCUCUGUUGCUAUACAUACUGGGUAACCCAGUUUCCUGACCCGGAUAAAGAAUUAACUGCAUGAACACAAAUUCUGGCUAGGACUUGGGGACAGUUCUCUACAAACAGGAUAUUUAUUUUACUUUUGAACAAUUAAAAACCCCUCAGGUCAGGCUGUUUGCUGAGGCUGACCUAUCUGUUCAGCCACUCUGUCUACCACACUGACCCAUGGGCUUCCCUGGACGUAGAAGCGCAGGGGCUUCUGUGUCCACUCCCCUGCAUGACCAAUACCUAUGCGGGCUGCUGCCACCACAGCUGAGCUACUGGACUCGAGAGGGGCAUGCUCCAGCCACACAGCGUCAUCUUGAGCCAGGUCUCGCUGGUCAAAGCUCUUAUCAAUGGCCAGGGCCUGGCACAGCUUGGAGGGACCACUACAGAGUUCACGGUCCUUGAGGGAACGGCUGACAGUGCUUUUCCGGAGGGAGUUACGAAGCUGCCGCAUGGUCUCCAGGCCCUCCAGAGGCUCGAGUGCUCUUAGCAAGACACAAGCCCCAGCCCCUGUGGGACAGACAGAAAACUUGAAGUAAACCUCGGCCUCCUGCCCAUGCACAUACCCAGUGUUGUAGAGGUAUUGAUGUCUUCCUGCAUGUAUAAACCACAUCCACUGUACCCACCCCUCUGUGUCCCCUUCUCUGUAGCAUUGUCUAGGCUGCUAAGCCUUCCCUGAGUACCUCGGGAAGCCUCUACCACGGGAGACUGACAAUGAGACUCCCACCACUGCCCUCAGAGCCAGAACUGUGAUCAACUAGCGUGGGCGAGUCUGGCAGCAACUUCCUCUUUCUGUAGUUUCCCCGAGUCUUUUUUUUUU